AAACCAUACACCACAAGCCUCAUCCUUCCAAAACACAUGGCUCCUCUCCGGUACUAUACCGAUAUCCUCCUCCCUUUCAUCCUCCUGUUGAUUUCCGGCGUCGUAUUUCUUCGCCGGAGAAACGGCCUGCCUAUUAACUGGCCGUUUCUCGGCAUGACGCCGGAGAUCCUCCUUAACAUCCACCAUAUCCAUAACUUCGCUACCGAUUUCCUCAAACUUAGUAACGGUACAUUCUUGCUCAAAGGUCCUAAGUUUGCCAAUAUAGACAUGUUAUUCACCUCCGACCCUGCGAACAUCCACUACAUAUUGAGUAAAAACUUCCAGAAUUAUCCUAAAGGUCCCGAUUUUCGUAGAAUAUUCGAUAUCCUAGGAAAUGGAAUAUUUAACUCUGAUCAUGAGUUAUGGGAACUCCACAGGAAAACAACAACAAUGUCUUUAUUCAAACACCCGAAUUUUCACACGAUUCUGGAAACGACAAUCAAGAACAAGAUAAACAAAGGGCUUCUACCGGUUCUUGACCAUUAUCAUGUGACUGAUUUACAGGAAAUAUUUCAGAGGUUUACUUUCGAUGCUAUUUGUGUGUUGCUUUUGGAUUAUGAUCCUGAAAGUUUGUCGGUUGAUUUACCGUUUGUUCCGUGUGAGAAGGCGUUUACGGAUGCAGAAGAAGCUCUUCUGUUGAGACAUUUUUUGCCGGAGAAAGUUUGGAAGUUGCAGAAGAGAUUUGGGUUUGGGAAGGAGAAGAAGCUAAGUGAAGCUUGGAAAGCUUUUGAUGAAUUUAUAUACAUGUGUUUGUCACAAAAAGAGAAGGAAGACGAGGAGUCGGCGGGGUUGUUAACGUCCUUGAAGAGUGGGUUUAGCGGACAGAUUGGGACAUCAUGCGACUCAAAACAAUUCCUAAGAGACGUCAUACUAAACCUGAUGCUAGCCGGGAGAGACACCACAAGCACAACCCUUUCUUGGUUCUUCUAUCUCCUUGCUCAAAACCCGAGUGUCGAGAACAAGAUCCGGAAAGAGAUCCAAAACAAAACAGGUGGCCGGAAUUGGAAAACUCUAACUAUAAAAGACUUUGAGGGACUCAUUUAUCUUCAUGGAGGGUUAUGUGAAGCCUUAAGACUCUAUCCACCGGUUGCCUUGGAGCACAAAGCUCCAACGAAGGCAGAUGUCCUCCCAACCGGUCAUGUUGUUGAUAAAGAGACGAGGAUAAUUCUAUCAUUUUACUCGAUGGGACGAAUGGAAGGUUUAUGGGGGGAUGAUUGCAUGGAGUUUAAGCCGGAAAGAUGGUUUUCAAAAGGCGUGAAUGGGAUUGGGAUUAAGCAUGAACCGUCGUACAAGUUCCCUGCGUUUCAUGCUGGCCCGCGGACGUGUUUGGGUAAAGAAAUGGGGAUGGUUCAGAUGAAAAUGGUGGCGGCUGCAAUCGUUUGUAAUUAUCGUGUGGAGUUGGUGGAGGGUCAUAUGGUUUGUCCAAGUGAUUCCAUUAUACUCCAAAUGAAAUAUGGCUUGAAAGUUAGGGUGGUCCCGAUCACAACCAUCAACCAAGGUGGUUGAUGGUUUCACAUGUUGAAUUUAUUUUUAUUAAAAGGAAUUUGGCAUGAAUGGAUGCAAUAUCGUUUCUAGUUUGAUGACCAUGACCUUAACGAAUGAUGUAGGUGAGAUAUAUUAUGGUGUAUUUUUAAUGAAUAAUUAAAGGUCUCAACGAGGUUAAUAGUGA
Molecule: messenger RNA, 1708 nt
Organism: Helianthus annuus (common sunflower)
Lineage: Eukaryota; Viridiplantae; Streptophyta; Magnoliopsida; Asterales; Asteraceae
Product: alkane hydroxylase MAH1
Exons: 2
Coding region: 37-1545 (502 amino acids)
Molecular function (GO): monooxygenase activity; heme binding; oxidoreductase activity, acting on paired donors, with incorporation or reduction of molecular oxygen
Source: RefSeq, a predicted model, not a curated record